This is a messenger RNA of Lacerta agilis (Sand lizard), 2016 nucleotides long. RefSeq names its product major facilitator superfamily domain containing 2B (gene MFSD2B). Gene Ontology annotation, cellular component: membrane. Gene Ontology annotation, biological process: carbohydrate transport. The record is from RefSeq and is a predicted model, not a curated record. The coding region runs from base 1 to 1557 and encodes 518 amino acids. The transcript has 14 exons. NCBI's taxonomy places the organism in Eukaryota, Metazoa, Chordata, Lepidosauria, Squamata, Lacertidae. Gene Ontology annotation, molecular function: symporter activity; sphingolipid intramembrane carrier activity.
AUGGCCGCCGCGAGAAGUAGCGGCACGAGGCUGGAAGGGGUUUCCGACGAACAGUCUUGGCCUGUCUUUUCACCUUUUCAGCUCAGCAAUGAAGACAAGCUCUCGGUGUGCAGCAAAUUGUGCUACGGCAUUGGAGGUGCUCCAAACCAAGCUGCUAGCAGUGCCACCUCUUUCUUUCUGCAAAUCUUUCUCUUAGAUAUAGCAAUGAUUACUCCAUUUCAUACUUCUUUGGUGCUUUUUAUUGGCAAAACAUGGGGGGCAGCAGCAGACCCUGUUGCCGGCUAUCUUAUUAGUAAAAGCAAACGGACCAAAAUUGGCCUACUAAUGCCUUGGUUACUGGGUUCUACACCUUUCCUUAUUGUGUCCUACUUCUUCCUGUGGUACUGCCCAAGCGCUAUAGAAGCAAAAGAUGUAUGGCAUAUGGCUUUCUUCUGCCUUUUCCAGGCAUUGAGUACACUAUUCCAUGUACCAUAUACAGCUCUCGUCAUGUUUUUGAGCGCAGACCAGAAGGAACGAGAUUCAGCAACGGCAUACCGAAUGGGAUUUGAAGGUCUUGGAACAUUGCUUGGAGCUACACUCCAGGUCAGUAUGGUCUCCGAUGCUCACAGCUCUGAACACUGUAACCAGAGUGUGGAUGACAUGGACUCUCCCACCAAUCUGUAUGGAAACAGUUCCACUGUUCCAGACAUGUCUGAGAACAAACAACUCUACAUGAUUGCAGGAGGAACAAUAUCAGCAUUAUACAUCGUUGGCUUUAUUGCCCUUUGCGCUGGAGUGAGAGAAAAAGUAGAUCCUUACGCCUUAAAAUCAGACCAACAAAUUCCCUUCCUUAAGGGACACAAACUUGCACUGAUGUGUGGACCAUAUGUGAAACUUGCAGCAUCAUUUCUCCUGAUUUCAACAGCUGUCCAGGUUGUACAAAACAACUUUGUCCUCUUUUGUUCUGAUGCAGCUAAUCUUCACAACCACAUCGAUUAUUUAGUGAUGAUUGUCUUGAUAUCUGCAUCACUGAGCGUUCCAUUCUGGCAAUGGUUUCUGAACAGGUUUGGCAAAAAGACUACAGCGAGUGGGAUAUCAUUGAUGAUUCCUGCUUCGACCUUGCUGGUGCUCUUGCCAGAACCGGCUGUUGCCUACUUUUCGGCUAGUGUUUCAGGGAUUAGCAUUGCAGCCUCUUUGCUGUUGCCAUGGUCCAUGUUGCCUGAUGUAGUCGACUACUUUCGGGUGCAGAAUCCUCAUUCGACAGGACAUGAAACCAUCUUUUAUUCUUCAUAUACCUUUUUUCAUAAGAUGUCAGCUGGGAUUGGACUAGGAAUUUCUGCGGCUAGUUUGAAUCUUGCAGGCUACAAAUCAGGGGUGUGCAAACAGUCUCACAGUGUUGUUAUCAUGCUGAAAAUCUUGGUUGGAGCAGUCCCAUCUCUUCUCAUACCAUUAGGCUUGUUUAUACUCAUUUUCUAUCCAAUCAAUGAAAAGACUCGACAGGAAACAAAAUAUGCCCUUGAAAGACGAAGGCAUCGUCCAAGCAUUCUCUGGGAGAAUGAAGAAAUCACUUCUCUUUGAAAGCUGGAAUAGCUUGUGGUAACGAAAACCUAACCAGGCAGCAGUGCUUUGUGGGAUAAAAAGCUGUUCCUUAUUCCACCGAAGCUUUAUUUCACGGAUGAUACACACAUCUAUUUAUCACGGCUACAUGAAUUCAAAACACAUUGUAAUUUGGAGCAUAGUUUGGAGAGGAAUGCUUAGAACCUGUAUGUAUAGAACACUAUUAUCAUACUGUGCAGCUCUGAGGAAAUUGCUUGCUGCUCUUUCCACUGAUCUACAGCUAUACUGAAGAUUGGAAAACAAGCUGCCUUCUAAGCAUCGUCCAAUGGUCUGUCUCCAAGGAUGGGUAGUCCUCAAACUUUCAACUAAGAGGUCACGUUAUCCAUGCCUACGCAGACUCUGUUCGUCAAACAAUCCCCUUUCACCAUUUGUUAUAAAUAACCGAUUAGAGCAAAAAUAAAAAUGGGGGAUCUUUUCUUC